AUGUCCACCGAUAGUACCAACACCCCACCUCAAGUGCUCUCUCACUCCUCCUCGAGUAGUUCCAUCUCUUCCAUGACCAAAGAAAACACUCCAGCACCUUGUUGCCAUAUUUGUAAAGAAGAAGUCGAUGUUCUACAAGAAGCUCGCUCACACUGUGUCGAUUGUAACAUGUACUUGUGUGCUCGUGAUGCUAAAAUUCACAUCAAGAGAGAACCUACUCAUCACGUCAUUGAUUUGAUUGGCGCCAGUGCUGGAAAUAAUUUGGGAGGAUCUGGAAUUGGUUUGGGUUCUCAUUUAUUGGAACAAAUGUCUCCUCGUAAUGCAACAAACACUUCUUCGCCAUCAACAAGUUUGAAUUUUGGAGGUCCUGCUCCUCUCUGUCAAAGACAUCAUAUUCCUGUCAAUACCUAUUGUGGAAGUUGUAAAAAGUUGGUGUGUAGUGCUUGUGCGGUUGAAGAACAUCGAGAAGGUCACACUGAUGUGAAUAUGAUUGCCAAAAUUGAACCUGAAGAACGAUCCAAUUUAGACAAGUUGUUGAAUCAUUUGAGAGAAAGCAUGAAAGAAUGGGAAAGUUCACAUCAAACUCAUGAUAAUGAAUUGGAAUUGGAAAGUUCAUUGAUUGAAGAAGCUAGAAAUCGAUUGAAGGAAGAAGUUAAAGCUGUGUGUGACACUUUGAGACAAAAUUUACAGGAUCGACAAGAUCAAUUGUUUGCUGACAUUGAUGAAAUUUCUAAAACUCAAACCAAUUAUGUGAAAAAGAUCAUUGAAUUGAAGAAGGUUUCCGUGGAUUACAUUUCCGAAUUUGACAAGUUGCAUGAAAUGAGUGGCUACGAAAUGAUGGAAAGAAAAUUGACUCGACUUCCACAAACCUUGCAAGCAUUUGAAGAUUUAAAGACCUUCUUCAAAUAUUUGACUUUGGAUGAAGUUCAUGACAUUCAACUCACCAAUACUGAAAUCAUGUACAUUCAACGUGAAUUGAAGAAUUUGGGCGAAAUUGUGAAAACUCCUCCAAAACAAAAGAGUGCUAAAACAGCUACAACGAGUGCUGCUUCUUCGAAUGGUCAUCCAUUGAGUGGUGCUCCAGGAACAACCUCAACUGAACCAUCCAAAUUGAAUACCUCAACUGCUUCUUCUGAGAAUGGAUCUUCCAGUUCUCAUCCUUACACUCCAUUCUCAAUGGAGUUCACAUUUGUGGGCACGAUUGGUAAAACUGGUUCCGAUGGAUCUGGAAAUGAUCAAUUCAAGGGUCCAUGGGAUGUGAAAAUUUCACAUGGAUGCAAUUGCAUUGUAGAGUAUAAGGGUUCACUCAAGACAUCCAAGUCUCCUCGAUAUUUGUGUAUUGAACCAAGUAAGGAUGGAAAUGAUUCACUCAUUUUCUCAUGUGAUAAUCAUGCCGUUUACAAGUAUAAUUUGAACAAGGUACUUGCUAAUGAGAAGAAUUUGGAACCUAUUUGGAUUUCUGGUACACCAAAGAAGAAGGGAAGUGAUGUGAACUUGUUUACUGAACCAGCAGGUGUUACACUUUGCAAAUCUAAGAAGAUUAAUGCAUUAUUCCCUGAGGCUAUGAAUGAAAACACAAUUCUUGUGUGUGACGGAGAUAAUCAUCGUAUUAAGGUCUUGAGAGCUAGUGACGGAAAAGUGUUAAAGACGUUUGGAGCUAAGAAGGGAGAUGAUAAUGUCCAAUUGACACAACCUGAAUGCAUUUAUGUGAGCGAAGAUGAUCAAAUUAUCGUGACAGACCAAAGUGCUCAUCGAGUUCAAAUGAUUGCAAGAAAGGGAGACGAAUUGUCUUGCAUCAAGAUUAUUGGAAAGGAAGGACAAAGUAAUUUGGAGUUUGCUACCCCUCGUGGUAUUGCAGUGGAUGAAACUUCGAAUCACCUCAUUCUCUGUGAUUGUGGAAACAAUAGAGUUCAAGUGUUCAGUCAUGUCACUGAGGAAUUUAAGCGUAAUUAUGGAACUGAAGGAAAGGACAAUUCACAAUUCAACAAACCAACAGGUGUUUGUUUCAAUGACGUGAAUGGAGAGUUGUUGAUUGCAGAUUAUCAAAAUCAUAGAAUUCAAAUUUUCAAAUAA
Naegleria lovaniensis is the source of this 2073-nucleotide messenger RNA. RefSeq lists its product as uncharacterized. Gene Ontology annotation, molecular function: zinc ion binding; ubiquitin protein ligase activity; protein binding. Gene Ontology annotation, biological process: protein polyubiquitination; proteasome-mediated ubiquitin-dependent protein catabolic process. The transcript has 2 exons. The record is from RefSeq and is a predicted model, not a curated record. Bases 1 to 2073 code for a protein of 690 amino acids. NCBI's taxonomy places the organism in Eukaryota, Heterolobosea, Eutetramitea, Acrasida, Naegleriidae.